UCCUUUGCUGCAUUUUGAGACAAAGAAAAUGGCUUCCCUACUGCUCUUCCAACUCUCCCCAAACCCCAUUUUUUUCAACCAAACCUAAACCCAAAAUCACACCAACAACAGAAGAAAAUACACAAAACAAAAACAUGUUCAGAAGCAUUUCAAACAAGGAAGCCCCAUCCUUCUCACACUUCCCAUACACCCCACCACACCCUACCAACUCUCCUUCCUCCGUCUCCCAAACCCUAAGCCUCCAUGCCUCCCCAACCUCCUCUCCCCUCCACCCUCUCAUUCCUACUCCCUCCAAGAACCCCGACCUCCUCACUGCCUAUCGCUGCAUCUCAUCCGUCCUCCAAAAGGACGGCCAGAUCUUGUCCAUUGCCGCAUCCAACGGCCUCGUUUACACCGGCUCCACCACCAACCUCAUAAGGCUCUGGAAGCUCCCUGAGUUCACAGAAUGUGGGCAGCUCCAGGCCAAGGCUUGCAUGGUUGUGGCAAUCGAGGUUUCCCAUGACAAGGUCUAUGCAGCUUAUGGCGACGGUAAGGUUAGGGUUUGGCAGAGAGCAUGGGAUGGGGGGUUGAAGCAUGUCAAGUUGGCUACUAUUCCAAAGACCGGAAGUUAUGUUCGGAGCUUCUACAUUGCCGGCAAAGAUAAGACUAUGAAGCAUAUGGGUGCUAUAACAUCCCUAGCGAUCAAUGUAUCCGAGGACAUCCUAUACUCAGCUUCCACAGACAAAACAGUCAAAGUGUGGCGAAUUUCGGACCUCAAGUGCAUUGAGACCAUCCAAGCUCAUUCAGGGCCCAUCAAUGCCAUCAUUGUCGCCGAUGAUGGGAUCCUUUACACAGCCUCAGACGAUGCUACAGUCCGAGUCUGGCGUCGCAACUUUUGCAGCGGCGACCAGCUUCCUCACUCGCUCACUAUAACUCUACCCGCCAAGUGCUCUCCGGUCAAAACCCUAACCCUAACCUCAGAUGGCGGGGUCCUCUACGGCGGGUGCACCGACGGGUACAUACACUAUUGGCUCAAGGGCUGGUUCUCAGGCCAGUUGCAGUAUGGGGGUGCGCUCCAAGGCCACACACAUGCAGUGAUGUGUUUGACCAGCGUGGCGAACUACGUGGUGAGUGGGUCCGCUGACUCAACCAGUAGGAUUUGGUCUAGGGAUGUAGAGGAUGGCCAGCACACGUGUCUAGCAGUGCUUGUGGGGCACAGAGGCCCAAUCAGGUGUGUCGCAGCAUUUUCUGGACGAUUAGGGGAAGAGACUGAGGAGGGUUGCACAAUUUGCACUGGGAGUAUUGAUGGGGUUCUUAAAGUGUGGCGUGUGACCUGCACAAAUAAAGUUGCUGAAAAUAUGACUUCAACGCAAAAUGGGUGCGACUAUUUUGAGCUCUAGAAGGGAAGGGGACUUUCUCAAUUAGGGAUCUAGCUAUAGCUAACUUGUAUACAUAUCUCAUAUGUGUACAUAACUCUGGUGUAGCAAUACUAAUUACGACUUUGCUUAUGCGUACAUAGUUUUUAUUUAUUUUUAAUAUAUAAGUGAUAUUAGGA
This is a messenger RNA of Prunus mume (Japanese apricot), 1534 nucleotides long. Its product is annotated as protein JINGUBANG-like. The record is from RefSeq and is a predicted model, not a curated record. Lineage: Eukaryota; Viridiplantae; Streptophyta; Magnoliopsida; Rosales; Rosaceae. Gene Ontology annotation, molecular function: protein binding.